Anastrepha ludens (Mexican fruit fly) is the source of this 862-nucleotide messenger RNA. RefSeq lists its product as uncharacterized. The coding region runs from base 1 to 729 and encodes 242 amino acids. The transcript has 5 exons. NCBI's taxonomy places the organism in Eukaryota, Metazoa, Arthropoda, Insecta, Diptera, Tephritidae. The record is from RefSeq and is a predicted model, not a curated record.
AUGGCUUCAAAACAAAUGUUCGGCUUUCGCGCAGGACUCUGUUGCUUACUGUGGUGUCGCAACUUGUGCGGUGCUACUCUAUUUUUUCCAGAUAAUACUGUUUUGGGUAUGAUUUUCGCCAUUGCAGUGCCAAUCGAGUUGCCGCAUCGCGACGUCUUCCUGUCGUACAACUUCGAGGCGAACUAUAACUUACCCGAUACUUGGGGUAUCCCUCCGAUUGCGACAGGAAUCGAAUACGAUGAUAUCUUCAAUCAACUUGAGGCCGCACGCGAACUUUGUGACGACUGCACGAAUACAACUACAACCACUACAAUAAAGCCAACAACAAAGAUCGCUGGGAAUGCAACGAGUGAUGGCAAAGAGGAGCCACACCGACGCCAGUUGCGCAGCAAGUUGGAUUCUCUGUUGACGCGUACGCACUUCUACCAUCUACUCAGGGACAAAUUUGAAAGAAUCGGCUACAGUGGCGAACCCUGUCUGCUACGUUUGAUUUGUGAAACGAACUCCUCUGCUCUCGGUGAGGUGAACGGCAUUCUAGGGACAUUACUUCAUAUAAUUUUCUCACCGACCACAUCUGCAAGUGAAAAUCUUCCCCUUUCUUACUAUCAAGCCGAAGUGGACGGCGCUCAUGGGAUGUGCGAACACUACGCGACCGCCUGCGAGGAGAACCCGUUGGACCUGAUUACUGCGCCACUGGGUGAUAUUAUCGAUGAUUUAAUGCGCGUUUAAGAGAGCAAGAAAAUUAGAAGAAAAUAAAUAAAGUCUGUGAAAAAUAUUUCGAACCUUAGUGGUAUGAAACUUAUUUGUGAUAUGAUUUGGAUUUGGAGAUCCGCUGAACCAAAAAUGCAUAGAUAUAUCAACA